This is a messenger RNA of Sordaria macrospora k-hell, 855 nucleotides long. RefSeq lists its product as uncharacterized. The record is from RefSeq and is a predicted model, not a curated record. Lineage: Eukaryota; Fungi; Ascomycota; Sordariomycetes; Sordariales; Sordariaceae.
AUGAUCUCAAACAACAGCAUCAUUCGUUUUGCGCUCUUAUGCGCCAGCUCGUCACUCCUUUACACAACUCCAGGGCGAGCAUCACCCACAUCAUCAUCCUCAACAUCGCCAGCAGCAUUCGUCUUCCCCUCCUGCGUCGAGAGCUGCGUCAACGUGUCCGGCUGCGGCACCGACAACCCGCAAUGCAUGUGCAAGUUCUCAGGCAGGGGCAUCUUCCUCGAGCUGGCCUUGACCUGCAUGUCCUACUACUGCGAAGCCGAGCUCCGCCGCGCCGACGACACUCUGAUCAACAUCAUGGAAGCCGGUUGCAGAUCCAUUCGGCAGCCGAUACCCGAGGAGAAGAUUGAGAUCGCCGAGGCGUGGGCUAGCAGGCUGGUCAAGAACCUUCCUCCGCCUUCGCCGACUAUUAUUGUGACCACCACGGUCCAUCACCAGCCUUUGCCUACGACGCUGGUUACGGUACAGCCGCCGCCGGUGACGGCGACUACCGCAGAUGUGCCUCCUCCACCAGCAUCUACGACAAAGUCAACGAGCAUACAAACUACGCUCGAAUCGUCUUCAUCAGCGCCAAGCACCACUGCUUCCCCGUCAGAUGCGUUCACUUCCGCGCCAGAAAGCAGCAGCACCAGCAUAAGCAGCGUCACUACGCUCCAGCCGCAGUCCUCAUCAACCAAGCCAGCCGAUGAGGCGGCUACCUCCGCUCCGGCCUCCAACAAACCACGUCCGGAUUCGAGUCCGUAUGGCCCGGGGCCGAUCCUCAGUUCUGGUGGGAAGAGCGUGAUGGUAUCGUUACCCUUUUUGCAUUGGGUAUCGGCAUUUGUGUGUUUGGCUGUCGCUGGGGUGGUAUUUGCGUAG